Aspergillus candidus is the source of this 2103-nucleotide messenger RNA. RefSeq lists its product as uncharacterized. The transcript is spliced from 2 exons. NCBI's taxonomy places the organism in Eukaryota, Fungi, Ascomycota, Eurotiomycetes, Eurotiales, Aspergillaceae. The coding region runs from base 1 to 2103 and encodes 700 amino acids. The record is from RefSeq and is a predicted model, not a curated record.
AUGGUCUCGCCUGUAUCAUUAUUGGAAUCACAGUCCCCCACGCUUUCCUCCCUGUUCACUGACACAUCCUGGCUAGGAGCUCGGCAUGGUGGCCAGUUUCCAGUUUCAUUCGAGAACUAUGAGACAGAUCAAUCGCAAUUCAACGCGACGAUACGGAGUCUGCCUCAUCCUCAGGCCGCCAAGCUGCAAGCACAACUUACGUUUGGCCUCCUUGAAGCGGUGACCGAGGCCAAGCUCACCGAAGGGGACCUCCUCUGCACCGUGACUACCGACAACGAUCCAAUAACAAGUCGCACAGCAAUAACCAGCUAUCAUGUCCCCAGGCUUCUCAGUGACUGGCGUUGUCGCAUUCAAAAACUCAGUGACCGCGAUCAGGCGCACAAGUGGGCUGGUCGAGUACAGACGACGUUCCAGCAGGCGCGGAGACUCCUAGAGACGAAGGUGAUGCAUCCGAAGGGACCGUUCAGCGCCGCGCAGCUCGACCACCGCGCCCACGCGCAGAUCGUUAUGCAAAUUGGCGGUAUCAUAGAAAUGCUGGUUUCGUCAAGCCAUGCUUUUUCCCAAUGGGACGUUCGGCCCCAGGGUUUCUCGUGCUCCUUUCUUCUUGAGCCACAUUCUGUUAUCAGAGAUCACAUGAUGUCGAAGGGCUGGUGUCCGUUUACAAUCAAGAUACUCUCCGAAAGCGUAAGUAUGCUGUCAUAUGCUGCCAUCUGCGAGCCCGUGGUUCGUGAGUCGUCCGAAGACCAUGGGCAAUGCAGUCGGGAGGGCUGUGUGAGGAACAACAUAGCGAACUCUGACGAGUACAGACCGGGGCAGCACGUGAGAAAUCAUUGCCAUUGCCAGAACCUUGCUGCUGGAGAUGAAGUCAAGGCGCUGCUCUGUCAGGGCAAGAUUCCAGUUAUCCAGAAAGGCCCGGCCACGGAAACGUGCUUGCGCCCAGCAGAUGCUGCGACUACGAAGUACGUCGCUAUCUCGCAUGUCUGGGCCGACGGGCUGGGGAGCACUGCUGAAGUAGGCAUUCCCUUGUGCCAAAUCGACAGAAUCUUGGCAAAGACCCGGAUGGAAGUCCACGGUGGGACUUUUUGGAUGGAUUCCCUCUGUGUUCCAAAAGAGAGGCCCCUAAGGAAAAAAGCCAUCGGUUUGAUGGAACGGACAUACAGGGACGCAGCAGCGGUGAUUGUGCUCGACUCAGCUAUUCAAUCCUUAUCGGAAUCAAUGCCGCGAGAGCUGAAAUUGCUGAGAAUUCUGAGCUCGGGAUGGAUGCAGCGGCUAUGGACGCUCCAGGAGGGAGUCUUGGCAAAAACCAUCCUCUUUGCGUUUGUGGACGAACUGGUGCGCUUGGAGAACCUCAUUCCCGGAUACGAUGACCUCGUCAGCAACCCGGUGGCGGCUGAUCUCGCGAGCGAACUGUUCAGAUUGUCCAUGUACAGAGGUGCGACGAUGACAAUUAGUGACAUCUCUUGCGCUCUGCGCUGGCGAACAACCAGGCUGCUCAACGUGCAAGCGUCGACCCUGGUCGAUCUGUCCGCCGAGCAGCGCAUGUCUACUCUGCUCCUGAAAGUUGGCACCAUUCCACACAAUAUCAUUUUUCUCCCUGGCAGCAAGCUCAAGAAGCCCGGCUUCCGGUGGGCUCCAGCGACCUUCAUGGGCGCGAAUUCGCUUAGCCUCAACUUUGGCUCGACAAUGGCCCGUUGCAAAGACACGGGCCUUUGGGCAGAAUAUUUCGCUGCUCAAUUUCCCACAUUGACAGUGGACAGUCAGUCCACAUGGUUAAUCCGGGACGCUUCCACGACCCUGGUCUACAAGGUGGACGAUCUGUCGUCGCAAAUAGACGCCGCAAGGCCUGAUGACCCCGCCAACUAUUGUUGCAACAUUGUAUUAUUGCAGAACGAGCCCCGUCCUUAUCUAAUGACGUACGGUGCAGCCGUCUGUGGAGCCCAGGAGCCAGUUGUGGAUGUCAACGGCCAAGUGGUUUCUGUCCAAGUCUGCGAGUUUCGGAGCCGGAUUGCCUUCCGGCAGAUCUCAGAAGAUGAGUUGCGUCAAGCUACGUCACCCUUGAUCGUAGACGGCAUACUUGGGCAAAUGAGCGUUGUGCUCUCAUAG